This is a messenger RNA of Hevea brasiliensis (rubber tree), 2797 nucleotides long. Its product is annotated as probable receptor-like protein kinase At5g24010. Gene Ontology annotation, cellular component: plasmodesma; plasma membrane. The record is from RefSeq and is a predicted model, not a curated record. Gene Ontology annotation, molecular function: ATP binding; transmembrane receptor protein tyrosine kinase activity. Gene Ontology annotation, biological process: protein autophosphorylation. The transcript has a single exon. Bases 124 to 2592 code for a protein of 822 amino acids. NCBI's taxonomy places the organism in Eukaryota, Viridiplantae, Streptophyta, Magnoliopsida, Malpighiales, Euphorbiaceae.
ACUUUGCCUCAAGCUCAAAUGUAUGUCUAAGCAAAUUGUAGCCAUUCACUCUGUCUGUCUUCAUCUUCACCAGCUCAUGAGCUUCCUUCCCAUUGAAAGAACCAGCAAAACCCACCAAUUGCCAUGGAAAAGCUUCACAUCCAUAACAAGAUGUCUCCUUUGUUCCUUCUGUUCAUUUCUCUUCUAUCCUUUUCUUUAGCCUACAGUAAUACUCCAUUUAAGCACUUCAUCAACUGUGGAUCAGACUCCAGUGUUAAUGUUAGUGGCCGGACUUUUGUUGGUGACAUCAAUUCCAACUCUUCUUUCACAUUAGGGAAUAGUGAGGCUAUCUAUAGCAGCAGCCCUUUACCGAACACUUCUUCUCUUUAUCGAGCAGCCAGACUUUUCAGACAGAAAUCUCAAUUUGAGCUCAGUAUCACUAAACAUGGAACUUACAUGGUUCGCCUUCAUUUCUUUGCUUUCGAAUCCCAAGGGAUUAAUUUAAACAAUGCUUUAUUUGAUGUUUCAACUUUGAAUUUUUCGCUGUUGUCAAAGUUCAGAGUCCAAAACAGUUUCCCUGUGAUCAAGGAAUUCUUUCUCACCAUCAAUGUAGGGAAGCUAGGAAUACAGUUUUCACCUUCAUCUUUUGCUUUUGUUAACGCCAUAGAAGUCUUUCUUCUUCCAACAAACUUCAUCAUGGAUAAUGCCACAGCUGUUCCUUCUGUAAAGAACGAAAAAGGAUCUUACUAUGGUUUACUAUCUAAGGCUUUACAAACAAUUCACAGGAUCAACGUUGGAGGUCCGGAGAUUAAGGAGUCCAAUGACUCCCUUUGGAGGAAUUGGAUGCAAGAUGAGGGUUAUGUAAUUUACCCAACUUCUGCAAAAACUUGUGCCUUUUAUAAUGGUACGCUUGGAGAGGGUCCUAAACCCAUCAGUGAUAUUGCCCCAGAUCUUGUUUACAGAACUUGCAAGGAAGUGAAAGACAAUAGCAGGGAAGCAGAUUUGCAGAAUAUAACUUGGCGUUUCAGUGUAAGGAAGAAAACUCGACAUUUUGUUCGCUUUCAUUUCUGUAACAAUAUUCGUGCUGUUUUUGCAUUUAAUCUCUAUAUUGACGGCGAAAAAACUAAAGAAAUAAAUACUUAUGAUUAUCCUAACAUUUAUGAUCUGGUGGUGGAUUCUGAUGAUUCUGGACAUCUCAAAAUUAGUGUAGGCCCUAAUGAUCAUAUUGACAAACAAGCUUAUCUAAAUGGACUCGAGAUUAUGGAGUUCGUGAUGAACAAAAGCUCGGUGUUGGCGUUGCCUCCGGAAGGGCAACAAAACAAAAGUCUGUUCAUUAUAAUUGGUUCAGUUGGGGGAGUGGCUUCAGUUUCCAUUUUGAUAUUUUUAAUUAUGCUUGGUAGGAAAUGGGGGAGAGCUAAGCCUGUUAAAGAAGUAGCUCUAAAGGCUAUGCUCCCUUGUAGGAUUCGGAGCUCUCACCAUAGAUCGAUAGCUAAAAGAAAUGGAAUUGCCUCCCCGGUUCCUAAUUUAAACCUCAAGCUAAAGAUAUCUUUUGCUGAAAUAGUGGCUGCUACAAAGAAUUUCAACAAGAAGUUUUUGAUUGGUGAGGGUGGCUUCGGUAAAGUUUAUAAAGGAAUCCUUAAGAAUGGUAUGAAGGUAGCAGUGAAACGAAGUGAUUCAAGUCAUGGGCAGGGAAUUCCAGAGUUCCGAACUGAGGUCAUGGUCCUAUCCAAAAUUCGACAUCGCCAUCUUGUUUCCUUGGUUGGCUAUUGCAGUGAAGGAGCUGAGAUGAUACUGGUUUAUGAAUUCAUGGAAAAUGGGACUUUGAGAGACCAUCUAUACAAGCGGAAAGACAAAGCUAAGAGAUUGUCUAUGCAAUCUAAAUUGUCUUGGAAGCAAAGGCUUGAAAUUUGUAUUGGCACAGCUAAGGGCCUCCAUUACCUUCACACCGGUUUAGAUGGGGGAAUCAUUCACCGAGAUGUAAAAUCAACAAACAUUUUGCUGGAUGAGUAUUAUGUGGCCAAAGUUGCUGAUUUUGGUCUUUCAAAAUCGGGUCCUUCUGAUCCAGACCAUUUUAGCAUGGACAUAAAAGGUAGUUUUGGUUAUCUUGAUCCUGAAUAUUUCAGAACGCUUCAGUUGACACAUAAAUCCGAUGCGUACUCUUUCGGUGUGGUACUUCUGGAAGUGCUUUGCGCUCGACCACCCAUUGUAAAUUCAUCUCAGAGGGAGGAAAUAAACUUAGCUGAAUGGGGAUUGUUUUGGCAAAAGAGAGGGGAACUCGAAAAAGUUAUCGAUCCUUUACUGGUGGGUCAUAUUAACCCCCCUUCAUUGAGAAAGUUUGGUGAAAUAGUUGAGAAUUGUUUGAAGCUGGAAGGAGCUGGGCGGCCUACAAUGCUUGAUGUGUGCUGGGACUUGGAAUAUGCAUUGCAGCUACAACAAACUGCAGUGCAUAGAAUGCCUCACGAGGACAGCAAUACAGAUGCUUCAGCUAUGGUACUUCCUGUAGCUCAAAGAUCGUCUUCAAAUAGCUUCUCAGUUACAGAAGAGAAGGCACCAAUGGGAUGGGACGGUGGCUCAAAUACAACUAGUGCACUAGUGGAGAGUUCUUAUAAUUGAGUUUUGAUUGUGCCAAACAAUCUUAACUGGUUAGCAUCGUGAUUUUAGUUUCUGCAGCUUCUUAUAACCAUAUUUUGGUGUAUCAUUACAGCCAUAGGUCACAGAGCAAAAAGCUCUGAAUAUUGUGGUCAAAUUAAGUUCUUGAAAUCAAGGUCUUGAACUUCUGAUAAGAUAAGUGUUUACAUUAAUAACUAAAAUUGUCUCA